CUCCGUCCGUUUAGGCAUUUUUGAGCCGCUGAACGCCAGCAGAGCGUGAAGAAGAGAAGGCCACUCUGUGAAAAUGUAACCGGACUGUCCGCUGAAUGUGAGCGUUUCCACCAACACCAGAAACAUGGAGUCUGUUGUCAACAACACCGAGAAGAAGUUGAGGCUCCGCGCGCUGCUUUGGUGGUCGCUCCUGGUCGAACUCGCGUCGGGAGCUUCCUUCUAUGGUGAUGGCUUCGUACAGCUCAAGGCAACAGAUUCGUCCGACCAUAAUGUGCUCCGCAUUCGCUUCCGAACCUCUAGCUCCAACGGGCUGCUGUUUCUCGCUGCUGGCCAGGCCAACUACUUCCUACUAGAGCUUCAUGCUGGUUGCCUGCAGGUUAAAAUGGACCUCGGAUCUGGGGAGCAGAUGUUACAGUCAGAGCAAGGCAUCCAGCUCAACGAUCUAGCCUGGCACUCUGUGGAGAUCCAACAUGUGCAGCACAAUCUCACUCUGACUGUUGACAAAAACUCACACACGAGUGUGAAGAUGCCAGGUCUCCAUCACCAACUUAACAUUGUAGAUGGUCUGUAUGUUGGAGGCUCAGGGGGCUUAGACAGACUUUACCUGCCUAGAGACCUCAUCGGUUUCCGAGGCUGCAUGGAUGAGGUCAUCUUCAAUCAACAUGACCUGCUGUCGUCACUGAGGCCGUAUUCUCGACUAAAAUAUGUUCAUGAAGUGUCUUUAGGCUGCAGCCCUGAGUUUUUUGCCACUGAGGAAGAUCCUAUCAGCUUCUUUAGCUCCAGGGCUUACAUUUCUCUUCCACGGUGGAAUGUCCAGCAAGCGGCUAUAUUUGAGUGUGUUGUACACACUUCAGCUAAAGAAGGAAUUAUCCUCUACAAUUCAGCCAGAGAGGGGGAUUUUGUGGCUUUAGUGAUUCAGGAAGGUUUUCCAGUCGCUGUUGUUGGGAAAGGUGGAACCAAAACCGAGCUGCGUGCGCUCACGUUUAUCAAUGACAGGAAAUGGCAUUCUGUCAAACUGUAUUUCAGUUUUAAAAGCCUUGAGCUGACUGUAGAUGGAGAUAUAGUAAAAAGCAGCAUCAGCUCUCCUUCAAAGAGGCUUCAGCUUAAGGGCAACAUUUUUGUAGGAGGGGUCGAUGAGGGAACUAGAUCAGAAGUCAGAAAGGUGGGGCUCGUCUCUGUGUCAGGAAAGUCUGUCAGAGGAGGUUCCUUCAAAGGAUGUUUAAAAAACAUUCAGGUAAAUAAAGUUAAGAUGAGCCUCUCCAAUGCUUUAGUUACCAAAGAUAUCUCAGUUGGUUGUGAGCCAGAAAAACCACCAGAGCAAUCAACAAUUGUGAGUCCAACAAAUCCUCCAGGAUUCCCUUUUCACUCGGUUACACCAACACCACCUCUUCAAACAUCUACCCUUGCAAAUGGCUUGGACAGGAGGUAUGGCUCAAAUUUUGUGCAGCUUAAAGACCUUGUUGUUCAGGAGGGUGGUCGAGCAUCUCUUGACGCCAAACACAUCAAAGUUUUCUUGGACUUCAAGAAGCUUGGCAUUCGCCAGUCUCAGAUAAUGUUCAGAAUUCUAGAUCAACCAAUUAGAGGUCAGAUAAGACUUGAUGUGGAUCAGGACCAAGAAGAGAACACCUUCAGCAUGCUUGACCUUUGGCAUGGGAGAGUGAUGUACGUCCACGGAGGCUCUGAGGAACCAGAUGACUUCUUCCUGUUUUCAGUUUUUUCAAGCAGUAGGAAACAAGUUCCUGAUUAUCUAAAGGGCAACAAGUUGUACCGCUACAAUAUAACGGUGACACCCACCAAUGAUGCACCUGAACUGAGUCUCCCUGAAGGAAAUCUCUUUGUUCUGUUGGAGAACUCUAAGAAAUGCCUCUCUACUGAUGUUCUGAAGGCCACAGACAUAGACAGUAACUACAGCAGCCUUGUGUUCUCUGUGCUUGGGAAUCUGAAUGCUGAUGCAGGGUAUUUAGAAAUAGAGAGCAAUCCUGGCAAGGCCGUGGUCACAUUCUCAUAUGUUGAUUUGGACGAAAUGAGGGUGUACUAUGUUCACACAGGGGUGAGAAAUUCAAGGAUAGUUCUCAGAGUUAGUGAUGGGGAAAAGGUCAGCAACACUGUUGUUUUAAGGGUUAUGGCUGUUGCACUGGAGUAUAAAAUGGCCAACAAUACUGGACUACAGAUCACUCAAGGAGAAACAGCUAUAAUUGGUUCAAAGCAGUUGGCUGUGCAAACUAAUGCCUUGAAACAAGUUGUAGACGUUCGGUAUGAUGUAACUGAGCCCCCAGAGUUUGGAGAGCUCCAAAGGCUUCACUCAAGUGGUGAAUGGAGGCACACUGACUCAUUUUCACAAAGGCUUCUUGAAAAAGAACGCCUCAGGUAUGUUAGCACCUUUCAAGAUGUCCAGACUUCAAAUGUCACAGAUUACUUUAAGUGUAAAGUUACAGUGGCUGCAAGGGCAACCACUGACAUAAUUUUCCCAAUAACAGUGAAGUGGGUGACGUACCAUCUGAUGAGGAAUGCCAUGAUCAACCUGGAUAAAGUCAGAAAAGUGACUUUGAGCUCAGAGUAUCUGCUUGCCAUAGCUGAAGGUGUGGCCCUCUCAAACGACGACCUCUAUUUUCAUGUUCUCACCAUACCAAAGAAAGGGAAGCUCCUGCUCGACAACACAGUCUUGACGAAGAACUCAACCUUUAGCCAGAGAGAUCUGACAGGUCGAAAAGUACAUUACGAGCUAGUCGACAGACCUUAUGAAGACACAACUGACAGGUUCAAAUUUCAGCUGGUUUCCAAACACUCUCAGUCUGAAAAUUAUGAUUUCCAAUUUUCUAUCAAAGCUGAUGUCAACAGCGUUUUUAUGAAGAAUGAAGGGCUUUCCCUUCAGGAGGGAGAAAGUAAACUUAUCACAAAAGAUGAGCUGUUUGCAGAGACUCUGAGUACAAAGGAGAUUUUUUACACGGUCAUAAGCAGCCCCAAACAUGGAAAGCUAGCCCGGAUUAGUCAGUCUAACUCCAAUGCUAGCUAUGACAAUAUCUUAACCUUUACUAAUCAAGAUAUACUAGAGGAACGCUUGAUGUACAUCCACGAUGACAGCGAAACAACUCAAGAUUAUUUUACUUUCAUAGCCUCCACUAGCCAGGGGUUUAAGUCUAUCAUUGAAGAAGAUGAAAUUGGCUCCAAAGAAGGAACUUUUAACAUAACUAUUCAGCUACUGAAUGACCAAAAGCCAAUCCGAAUCAUUGAUCAAGUUUUUCACGUGGCAAAAGAUGGGCAGAAGUUACUCACUAUAGAAGAUUUGCGUUAUCACGAUGUUGACUCUGACUUUGACGAUGGACAGCUCCUGUACACUCGAAGAGGAAUCCCGAUUGGAGACCUCGUACUGGUUAAUGACACCAGUCAUCGUCUGUUCCAGUUUCGACAGAAGGAUUUGGAGGAAAAGCGAGUGUUGUUCAUUCACAAAGGCGCUAGCACCGGCAGGUUUGUGCUCUUUGUCUCAGACGGGAAACAUUUUGUAUCGAGCCUUUUAGACAUCAGCGCACGUGAGCCUUUUUUGACAGUUGGCAAUAACACUGGCCUGUUGGUUCAGAAGGGACAAUCAGUGACCUUUUAUUCCAGCAAUUUCAGUGUCAAUUCAAAUUUGGAUAUCAGAGAUAACCAGGAGGUCAUUUUCAAGUUGGAUGAGGCUCCCAAGUAUGGAAGUCUUUAUCAUAAUAAAACAAAGGUGGAGUCAUUCACACUGUCUGACUUAAAGGAUGGACUGAUCUCCUACAGACACAAUGACAGCAAACAUCUGGCAGACUGUUUCAACAUAACAGUGAAAACUAAAGGUCUUCAGCUUACAGAGAGAGUGAAUGUCAAGGUUUAUCUGGAAAGUCAUCAGAGGCCACCUAUCGUGCAGCUCCAAGACAUUUUAUUAGUGGAAGAGGGAAAGCCAGUGAAAAUUGAUGAAACUAAACUAGAGGUCACCCAUGAGGACAACCUGCCAUCUGAGAUUGUGUUUACAGUCAAGGUUCCCCCAUCUCAUGGCUUUCUCCGGCAAUUUGUUGAAGCAGAGGAGCGCUACAUCGGAACCAAGCUGUCCCCUGUCAGGAUAUUUACCCAAGACGACAUAAACAGGGGGAACAUCCAGUAUGUGCAGGUUGAGCCGAACAAGAUCAACGACACCUUCGUCCUUGAUGCCACCAAUGGGAUCACUGAUGUUAGCAGCAUUAGGAUGUCUGUUGACAUCAUCCCACUGCUCAUCCCUCUUCAGGUCUCUAAUUUCACUCUCGACGAGGGUGCUUCCAAGGCACUGACACAGGAUGUGCUCAAAGUCACCAACCGUCACUUUUCUGGGAUCAACUUCUUUUAUAGUUUGACUGAACCCCCACAGCACGGUCACAUUGAGCACUCCAGACAUCCUGGUGUGGCUAUAACCACUUUCACCAGGAGGCAGGUGGAGCACGAAUUCAUUUACUACGUCCAUGACAGCAGCGAAACCCUGGCUGACAAUUUCACAGUGGUGGCGAAUGAUACAGGCCUGAGGAAGCAGAGUGCAGCCCAGACGGUGUACAUCGAGGUUACAGCUGUCAACGACGAGCCUCCUGUUAUUACCACCAACAGAGUCCUCAGGGUUUGGGUGUCCUCAGUUACAGAAAUCAGACAGGAGGAUCUGAGAGCACAGGACCUGGAUUCACCACCAGAUGAGCUUCACUUCAUGGUGACCCCACCCAGCAAUGGACACCUGGCCCUGAAGAGUGCCCCCAUGAAGGCAGUGCUCAACUUCACCCAGUCCCACAUAGACCAGGGUCAGCUGCUGUUUGUUCACAAAGGUGCCAUGUCUGGUGGAUUCAACUUCCAAGUCAAUGAUGGUGUGAACUUCACUCCCAGGCAGAUCUUCAGCAUCACUGCCAAAGCUUUAGUUCUUAGUUUGGAGAAAAACCGUCCGCUCAAGGUGUUUCCAGGCUCCUCUACACCAAUCACAAAUGAGGAUUUACAAGCCGUGACCAACGACAUCAGAAAUGCCUCAAACCGCAUCAUUACUUUCAGCUUGAUUCGGCAUCCUAAACUGGGACGCCUAGUGGCGAGGCAGGCUGACAAUUCAACGGUGGACAUCUCCACUUUUACGCAAGACAUGGUGGACAGAAAAGAGGUUUUGUACAUUCAAACAGCCACUGAGUCUGUGGGCUGGGAAGCCAUGGACUCCAUGACCUUCUCUGUAGCAUCUCCGCCUGCAUCUAUGGACAGUCAGAUCUUCAAAUUAGACAUUUCCUAUGAGAAUACAGGACCUGAACACAACACAGUCCUCCUUGCAAACACAGGUGCUGAGGUGACUGAAGGGGGAAGUGUUGUCAUUGAUGAGUCCAAACUGGAUGCCUCUAACCUGAUGUCCAAGCUGCCAACACCCCAGCAAGGCUCCUACGAGGUUUGGUUUCAGGUGACAAAUCUGCCUGAGCACGGUGUCAUCGUGGUGGGUGAGAGAAACCUCACCAAGGAAAAACCAAACUUCUCCCAGUUCAUUGUCAACAAAUACGGCAUCACCUACAAACAUGAUAACUCAGAGACAACUCAUGAUUCGUUUGUUUUCAGUGCAUGGCUAAAUCUUAAGGGCAGAACUGCACAACGCCCUCAAGAUGGAAAGGAUGUUGUUGAGGAGCAUUUUAACAUUGCAAUCAUACCUGUGAACGAUCAGCCACCAUUGUUAAAAACCAAAGCUCCAAGUCUGAAGGUGGUGCAAGGAGAUCGAACAGCCCUUGGACCUGAGAAUCUUAAAGUUGAAGACUUAGACAAUCCUCCAGAGGAUAUUACAUUCACUGUAAUUAGUAAACCAAACAAUGGUUACUUAGCUCUUGAAGGAAGUUUGAAUGAAUCUAUUGUGGCCUUCACCCAAGCCCAAAUCAACAACAGAAGUGUUUAUUUUAUCCAUGAUGGAAGCUCUGUCUCAGGGGUGUUUUACUUCAGUGUCACAGAUGGCCACCAUAAACCGGUGUAUAAGCUCUUUAACCUCGAAGUGACAGAAAUCUCCAUCUCUAUGGUCAACUAUUCUGGGUUGUCACUGCAACAAGGUCAAAUCUCAGUACUUCUGACCCAGGAUAAUCUUGCUGCUGAGACCAAUGGGAAAAAUAUCACUAUCCACUACCAGGUUACAAAGCCUCCCACCUUUGGAAAACUUCUAAAGAACAACCAAGAGGUUACACAAUUCAAACAGGAAGAUUUACAGGCUGGAAGCUUAUCCUACCAUAUGACCUCUCUUUCCUCCUCAGAGGACAGCUUUGAGUUCACCGCUUUUACUUCAGAGGCUAAUCUGAGUGGCCAAGUGUUUAACAUAACUGUCAGACCUUUGAUCCAGAUUGGCAAAGGUUUGAGGAUUCCCAACGGGAUUACCGUCAAACUCAACACUGGCUUUUUUGAUGUCUCUGAACUGGCUAACCUAAGUGACAGUGAUCCUGUCUUCAAAAUCAUAUCCCAUCCUAAGUAUGGGAAGGUAGUUCAGACAAAGCCUAAAAUGUCCAGGCAAGUUGUCCCAGUUGAAUCCUUCACCCAUCAGGAAGUGAUGCAGGAGAAAGUAGCCUUGCAGCUUAAUGCUAACAUGACUGGAGUUGAGGAGCUCAAUGACUCACUGGUGUUUGUACUGAAAGCUGAUAACGUCCAACCUGCUAAAGUGGAGGUCCGCUUCACAGUUGUGCCAUAUGAUCCUUCACUUUUUCCAACCACAACGAGUCCUGUCCCAACAACAUCACCAGCUCCUCAAACACCAGUCAAGAAUUCCAGAAGUGGAACUUCAUCUCCAGUACAGUCUACUAGUUUCUUGUCCACCGAUCAACCAAGCAAAAACCAGCAAAAAUUCAAGGGGCGAAAUCGCUGGGGAAACUCCAAUAGAACUAGCGUUUCCAGUACCACUCUUGCCAAACCAUCUCAAACAGAGGAGUUCCCCUUUAGGGACACGCCGGUCCGCGUGGAGUCCUACCCUCAAAAAACCUCCAAUCCACUCUUGGUUAUCUUACCCCUGUUGGCCCUUCUGCUGCUUGUAAUCAUAUUUGUGGUCCUGGUUGUCUUUCUUCGACAUCACAGGCAAAGGAAGCAGAGAGCUGCUGCACAACAGGAGCCUCCUUCUGCCAGUCCUUCAAACAGUCAGUCUUACAAUGGCCAAGCUCUGAGGACCACAACAGUUCCCACAGUAACUGUCACGCCUUUAAACCCCACUUGCUCCGGUAGCCCUGUUCUUGAUCGGUCAUUGACAUCAAAUCAGGGCUCACCUUAUAAUACCAUUGAUUCACAUGUACUCAUAAGCUCUUGGAGUAAUGAUUCCCCUGCAGCUUCUUCCCAAAUUAUUAGAACAACCACUCCCACUCUGCAAAAGAAUCAGUACUGGGUAUGAUUUCCAUUCUGGUUUUUACAGGUUUUCAGAUGGAAAUGUGGUUAUAUUGUUGACGAAGGGUACGGUUUAUUAUUAACUGUUGCAUCCUGUACCUUAGAUUUGUGGAGCUUUUUGACCUCAUUUGGCUAACAGUACUAUAUAGUGGCGUUUUAUUACUAUUUUACCCAUAAACUCUAUUUACAGAAGGCAACAGUUAUCUUGCAGGACUCCUUUUUUAAGGUGGCCUGAAACUUUGUGUACAUAUGCAAAAAUAGUCACUGUCCCAUUAAUUUCAAACUUCUGCUGGAAGUCACAAUAAACAUAAUUUCUGAAUAAGCAGCAACCUAUCAGAAACUACAAGAAAACCAGCAGACAUCUGCUGACUCAAACCUUGCAAUCAACAAUAGAAAGUUUGUCAUAUAGGCUGUUAGUAUACAAAAAAGAAUCAUCCUUCUCUCUAUUGGUCCUACAUUUUUUUCACAUAUCUAACAUUGAAUCGAUGUUGUGGUAAGGUUGCUGCAGAAUCAGAGAGCUUUGACUUUUUUCAGUUGAAAAGUCUGUCCAAGAAAAGCUCUGAGUGACUGAAAUGGAGCAACCCAUGGACAUCACCUCUGUGGAGAAUGGGGAUGUUUAAACACACACUCUUUUCUUGGUGAGAAGGUUCUACACCCGCUUUGCUUUGAAACGCUGGUUUACAGUCCUUGCUGUAUGCGUUUACGAAGGAAUCGUGAUUGCAGGAAACUAAAAUAUGUUUGUGAUUAGUCACCAGGAUACUGAAGCUUCACCCAUUGAGGGUUAUGAUCAGGAGAUAUAGAUGACGCUCAUAACAGCUCGAAACUGUGAAUUACUGGGAAUCACUGACUUAUGAUCAUGGCAUUUCACUUGAUUGUGCAGAUUGUAUAUUGGUUUCAUGUAUUAUACUGUAUAUUAAACAUAGUUUCUUCUGUAAACUCAGGUAUUAACAGAAACUUCAUGUUGCCUUUAUUAAAUGUUGCAUGUCCUGUCAGUUACGGCUGUUUGAGAUGGCGGGUUUUGUACCACUACAAAAGAACCACUGCUCUCUUUUUAGACCUGGUUGAAAUCAUAAUGGUUUAAAUAUGGGGGUGUCAAAAAUAACCCGAUAAUGGUGUUAACUAAUUUAUGUAAUUAAUUGCGUUAAAAUUUUUAACACAGUUAACACAUGUGCGGCAUGACAAGCCCCAUACAUCCGUCCAUACAUCCGUCUUUUCCCUGUUAUGACUGUGGGACGUGGAGAAGCACACUGGAAAAGAUCAGCAGCUGGUUCGUGGAGAAUGGGGAUGUUUUAACACACACUCUUUUCCCGGUGAGAGAGUUCCACACCCGCACUUUUCCCACAUUCUUUGUUAAACUUGCGACAGCCCAGCUGUGUUAUGCACCAGCAUGUCUGCUGUAGUGGAUUUCUUGUUGUCUCUGUUUGUGCAGCGACGGCUGUCGGUGAUCAGCUGAUUGGUUUAACUCUCUUGUUGCGUUUAUCGUUCAACAUGUUCGUAGUUCACACCAUCACAUAUUUACCCGAAAGUAUUGUUUUUGGCAGGACCUUCUCUAAAACAAUAGCUGGCUGGUGGUAGACAGGGUUUAUAUUUCAGAUAUGCAGGGGCGGGCCUAGAAAAGUUCUCAUGGGGGUCCAGGCAGGAGCACUGACCAGGAAAAAGGGGGACAAAUGAGACCUUUUUUUAGGUCUAGAUUUUAUGAAAUAUUUAUACUGAUUAUUACAACUAAAGUGAUCAUCUAAU
Molecule: messenger RNA, 9078 nt
Organism: Melanotaenia boesemani (Boeseman's rainbowfish)
Lineage: Eukaryota; Metazoa; Chordata; Actinopteri; Atheriniformes; Melanotaeniidae
Gene: cspg4ba
Product: chondroitin sulfate proteoglycan 4ba
Exons: 10
Coding region: 125-7345 (2406 amino acids)
Source: RefSeq, a predicted model, not a curated record